Molecule: messenger RNA, 749 nt
Organism: Triticum urartu
Lineage: Eukaryota; Viridiplantae; Streptophyta; Magnoliopsida; Poales; Poaceae
Product: small polypeptide DEVIL 11
Biological process (GO): negative regulation of cell population proliferation
Source: RefSeq, a predicted model, not a curated record
AAGGGCACGGCAUGCUCGCCUCCUCUAUAAAAGCCCAGCCCCCGGCCUUCCCAGUUCCACGCCACAGCAAGCUCCAACCAGGGAUCAGAUCACACAGAGAGCAAGCUCUCCUGCUUUCAUCACAUCUCUUCAGUUCAUCAAGCAAAAUGGGGAGUGUGAGGAGCCAAGGCAAGCAAGGGGGGAGGGUGAGCAGAGCUCUGAAAGAGAACAGAGCCAGGCUCUACAUCAUCCGUAGGUGCAUCGUCAUGCUCCUUUGCUGGCAUGACUGAGCUCCAAGCUGCAUUCUCCUCCAUGGAACCCAUCAAGUCAAAGGGUCCAUGCAUGGAGAAGUCACACUUAGAUAGGGAAGUAUCAUCAGUUAGUUAGGAGUAGAAGUAGAAGCUAGGAAGGAACUCCCAUGCAUGCUCAUGGCAUAUUGCUCUCAAGAAAGCUUGGUAGACUAGACAUUCCAUCAGUUGUUUCUUUACCAUGAGUUAUUAGUAUUUAUUUUUCCAUUUUUUCUCCACCUGUUUUCCCAUCUGCCAUCCCUUAGGCAGUGGGAUAUGCGGCUGUUGUAUCUUUUUGGACAUGUUGUGUACUGUACCCAUGCAUGGUCUGAUAGAGAUGAUCCAGUGAAAGAAUCAAAGCCGAACAUGGACUCUUGUCCUUCUACUAUGAAAUGAAUACAUAUUAUAUCUUCUUUCGUUGUGGAGGUCAUACAACUUGAGCUGUCGAUAAACUUUUAAUCCUGAUAUGCAUGUCUCGCUAUA